CCAUCAUUUGCUGUAUCCUGCGACAUGGCCAGCAAAGGCUUUGCUCCCACUGGCCCCGAACCCACUGAGCGACCGCCCUGGUUCAUCUCGCCCAGCGACAUUACCGAUCGCUCGGCCAACCCCAUCGGCCGCGGUGGCUUUGGCGAGGUCUUUACUGGCUCCUACUUUGGUACCAAGGUCGCCAUCAAGCAGCUCCUUGGCACCUGCAACAAACGCCAGCUCGCUGAAUACAACCAUGAAAUCAGCAUCUGGAAGCAGCUCAGCUAUCCACAUGUCCUCCCUCUGCUCGGUGCCUGCGACCAGGACGAGGAUGGUAACCCGAUUCCUCCCUUCAUGGUGUCGCCUUUCAUGCCCAACGGCACUCUCCUUAACCAUGUGUCCGACCCCAAUACCCAUGUCCCUCUUGAGGAGAAGCUCCGUUUGCUCCGCCAGGUGGCCUCGGGAAUGGCCUAUCUUCAUGGCCGCCGCAUCAUCCACGGCGAUCUCAAGGCAGCGAAUGUCCUCCUGGACGGCUUGAACAAUGCCGUCGUCACCGACUUUGGCAUGUCCCGCACCAAACACACCUCUGCCUCGUUGAACCCGAGCAAAUCCAAUGGCCCGAACGGCGGCACCGAUGGUUACAUGGCGCCCGAGAUGCUUGAUGAAGACGACCCCAGCGGUACCACCAUGAAGACCGACGUCUUUGCCUUCGCCAUCAUGAUGCAUGAAGUCCUCAACGAUGCAAACCCCGUCUGUGUAAGGAGUGAACAAGCGCAAGGACGAAGACCAAGUGCUUGGUAUGAGCUUUAUUAGCUUUUAGCCCCGAACACCAAAGAACAAGUUUUGUUCGAACUGGUGUUCAACAUAGGCUCAGACAUGCAGGGCUAUUUAUAG
Molecule: messenger RNA, 873 nt
Organism: Polychytrium aggregatum
Lineage: Eukaryota; Fungi; Chytridiomycota; Chytridiomycetes; Polychytriales
Product: kinase-like domain-containing protein
Exons: 1
Coding region: 25-792 (255 amino acids)
Biological process (GO): protein phosphorylation
Molecular function (GO): ATP binding; protein kinase activity
Source: RefSeq, a predicted model, not a curated record